AUGACUGCCAUUCACAGUAUCCACACUGUCCCCUCACCGGACAAUCUAUCCACCUGCCCUCAAAUUAUCACCAUAGCUUCACCUAGCUCAAGCUCACCAUCACACACCAUCCCGCCCACCAUGUUCGCUCCCCGCCGAGCUCUCUUCGCCGUACGAAGGCUCCCUGAUCCUAUCAGCCGCACAAUUGUCCCUGUGCUGCGAUUUUCCACACAGGCAGACGCAGACGCCACGCUGCAAAACCCGGAUGUCACAGACGUGAACCAAGAAGAUGUGACCGCCAAGCCCAAAUACGCGUCCAGGGCAAAGGCUGCGCCUGCGAAACCAGCCGCUGCGGCCAAGGCGGCUCCCAAAACGACGACAUUUCCUCCUAAACCUGCGGCUGCGAGCAGCAAGGCAUCGGGCCUGGCGAAUCCCCACCAGGCUGUUACCGUGCAUAAGAGCACGUUGAGCGAAUCUAGCGAGACCGACACCGAGAACACACACGAUAUCAGCUGGGAGAAGAGCUGGUACGGCCUUGGAACUAAGCCUGUUACCGUUGAGCAGAACGAGGUCCUGUCGCGGCCGGUUGACCCUGAGGAUGUGGAGGUCAAGCCUGAUGGUAUUGUCUAUCUGCCGGAAGUCAAGUACCGACGACGACUGAACGAGGCGUUUGGACCUAUGGGAUGGGGCAUGGUGCAUCGUGGAGAGGUUGUUGUUGGGAACAACAUUGUCACGCGCGAGUACGCCCUCAUUGUCAACGGCCGUAUCGUCUCUCAAUCACAGGGUGUCAACAACUUCUUCAGCGCUGAAGGUGUCCCCGACGCCAUCGAGGGUGCCAAGUCCAACGCUUUGAUGCGAUGCUGCAAAGAUCUUGGUAUCGCAUCUGAGCUAUGGGAUCCCGUAUUCCUUCGCUGGUUCCGCAAGCACUACAUGGAGGACCGCUGGGUUGAGCAUGCAACCACCAAGAAGAAGAGGACAUUUUGGUACAAGAAGGGUCUUGCUGAAGCAGUGUACCCCUACAAGUUUGUCUAA
Molecule: messenger RNA, 1011 nt
Organism: Fusarium sp. VM40
Lineage: Eukaryota; Fungi; Ascomycota; Sordariomycetes; Hypocreales; Nectriaceae
Source: the annotation of a GenBank genome assembly